Messenger RNA from Marchantia polymorpha subsp. ruderalis, 2420 nucleotides. The record is from the annotation of a GenBank genome assembly. Lineage: Eukaryota; Viridiplantae; Streptophyta; Marchantiopsida; Marchantiales; Marchantiaceae.
UCAUGAAUGGGAUAACCCCUCCAGCCCAUUGGAUUCUUUGGCUCGAUAUUCCUUACAAAGAUAAUAUAGCCAUUCUAGAAAUGUCAUUCCAUAGUCCAUUAAUCAUAUCAGCUCUCACGCAUUCCAAUCUCGAUUCGCCACCAGGACCCUAUACAUCAAUAUCAGCAAUUUAUCAGCUGAAAGUGGCCGAAUAGCUUCUUGACCUCCACAUCAAGUUGACCAUCGCUUCUUCAUUCUUCUUGCCACUCGAUCCAUUAGCGCGGAGAUUUCUUCCACGAUUUGCCCAGCUGUUUGAUCACAAGUCCAUACGAGCACUGACUCUCUUUCCUCAAAUCUUCGUCAUCUUCUUUGAAUUUAAUUGGCCCCCGCAUUGAUGAACAUCUUUUGCAUUAAAAGGCAAGUACACUCACAGAUCAUGACGGCAAUCGCAAUUGCACACCUCGUGCUCCUUACCCGAGCAUACGCUUGAAUCAUAUGAAUGAGGCUCUAGAUUAUUUCGUCUAGCCGUGGACAAGAUCGAUUUUAGCCAACUCUCUUACUGAAAAGAUGAACUGCGUGUCAUCAACUAAUUCCUUCAACAAGUGAGAGACGCGCUUCAUGGCAGGCUGAAGACAGGAAGCUCUGUCUGAAUCGAAUUUUGAGUGGACCGGAAUCCAAGAUGGCUGUUAAGGGGUCUCUGAAGGAGAGCAACCAAAUGUCAUUAGCGUUCGAGAAACAAGCAUAUGAUAAGAAAGUGGGGGAAGGUGGACGCAUCGGUUGCACCAUUGUGACGGGGUUUUUGGGAUGCGGGAAGACUACUCUAGUUCAGCAUAUCCUGAAAAAUCGCGAAAGUUUGCAAAUUGCCGUGUUGGUGAACGAAUUUGCCGACAUAGAUGUCGAUUCUGCUCUGCUGGAUUCAUCCCGGAUUAAUUCCAGUCACGGCUUGUCUUAUGUCUCUCUGGCUGAUGGAUGUGCAUGCUGUCGAUCUAGCGGAAGUUUGAAGGAAGCUGUGCGCAGGACAGUCAAUGGCCAGCACAACUUUGACUAUGUCGUCAUCGAGACAUCUGGUUUGGCGAAUCCAACUGCAAUGGCCAAGGAGUUGGAGGAAACAGGUGUUCGUCUGGAUAUGGUCGUCGCAGUUGUUGAUGUCGAGAAUCUCGACAUCAUUUUACAAACACCUGUGGCAAGGCAGCAACUUGAAAUAGCAGAUAUUGUUCUUCUCAACAAAUGUGACCUGGUUUCAUUGCGAAUAAUUUCAGAUGCUGAAGAUCGUGUAGAAGAGGCCACUGGGGGAACUAAGGCAGUGCGCUGCCGAUUUUCAAACGUUCCUCUUGACCUGAUUUUGAAUGUUACAGUAUCAAAGCCAACUCCAACCCUGGCAAGCAGCUUUGCAAACUCUGCAGUUGGCUUUGUUUCUCAUGAGGCCAUGACACCAACCUCACGCCCUUUGCUCAAGAAUGCCUCCGUAUCAAGACAAUUACCGAAGGUCUUGUCAUCUCCAAUCUCAUCACAUCAUGAACAUGAUGCGCGAAUUUCUUCUGUUAGCUUCUCCAGGGACGAACCAUUUUCAUUGGCAGCAUUUCAAGACUUCGUAGCCUCUCGGCUGCGCUCAUGCAGUGGUGUUCUAAGAGCUAAAGGUGUAGUUUGGUUUCAGGAAAGCAGAUCCACACGACACAUCUUUCACUAUAGUGGUAAGAAAAGAUCAGAAGCCAUUUACGGUGGUUCGUGGGAAAGCCAACCAAAUAUCGAGCUUGUAUUCAUCGGCCGAGACAGAAGAGAGCUUGAGGAGUUGAAGAGAGAACUUCUGAACUUACUGGCAAGUAGAAUGCAAACGAGCAUCGAAUUUCUAGAAGACAGAGCAUCUGCUAUUGAUGAGUUUGCAGCUCUCGCCUCUUCAGACGUCAGAUUCAAGGUGCAUGAGAUAUCUAGUGUAAGGAACAAUAAUCCGGAGGUAGAGUUCCAUUCGGUGGUAAAGUUUGGUCUCGUGGGAUCUGCUUUGAAAGGUGUUCACGAGGGAGAUCUCAAUGCAGCUCUCAUGCAGGCUGUAAAUGCCAGAGGUAUCGUGUUUCUUACUGCAGGCAGCUCGCCAAAGUCAGGUCAUUGGUUGCAGUUAACAUUUGGGGGUGAUUUGACCCCUGAUGGAGCAUGGUGUGAAAUUAAGAGUGCUGCCGUAUCAGUAAUAUCGAAAGCGUUUCAAGGUGUUUGUCAAUGCAGGUGCGACGUCGUAGCUCACAUGCAUUAACGACUCAAGUUUAUGGUAUUUGCAUUUUAAAACUGGAAUGAUACGUUCCGCAUGUGCACAUAUACGCAGAAACUUAUUCGAGAUGUUGAAACUUCUGGAAGAUAUAUUACAUUGCAUUGUACCAAAAUUGGGUUAUAAAUAAUUCGAUUCCUCAUGUUUUUGUGGAUGUUGCUCUCAAUCGGUAAAGCCUUUGUAUUGA